Messenger RNA from Suillus plorans, 672 nucleotides. RefSeq lists its product as uncharacterized. The coding region runs from base 1 to 672 and encodes 223 amino acids. The transcript is spliced from 3 exons. The record is from RefSeq and is a predicted model, not a curated record. Lineage: Eukaryota; Fungi; Basidiomycota; Agaricomycetes; Boletales; Suillaceae.
AUGGUUUACAAGCAAAAUGGACACGUACCAUUCAAAGCAUCAGAAUGUGCUGCUGAAAGUCAUGGGUUCGCAGCUGUCUGGGGUGGACAUCAACUGUGCAGUCGGACCCAUAACUGGGUGUCAAAACAGGAGCUCCCUCAAUCAUUGACUGGUCGCCAUGCCAAGGUGUACUCAUUGCUUGAUGAUUCAGUAGGAGCUGCAGAGCUUCGCACAUAUGUUCAUUUGAACAAGUGGGCAGUCAAUCCUGAAAAGCUGGCAGAAUUUUCAAAGAACAAAUUGGUGCCCUUGGAAGCAGAAAGAUAUCUUCAUGUCAUUGUCAAUGAUGAGAUGCCUCGUGGAUUGAAGCAGUACAUGGAGCUGGAGUUUGUUUUCUCGAAUUCACCUCAAAGUCGGACGUGGAAUUUCACUCAUCACUUGGGACACCUGGUGGAUGCAGGUAAAUUGAUGGAGUAUGGAAAGAAUCACAAGGGUUAUUGGAAUGGUGAGAUGUUCAUUAAACAGCUCAAUGAAAAAAUUAUUCCAACAUUUGAGAAUAUUCACAGACCAGGAUAUCAAGCAUUAUUCCUGAUUGAUGACUCACAGGGGCACUCUGCAUAUGCUGAAGAUGCAUUGCUCAUUUCUCGCAUGAACAUCAAUCUAGCAGGAAAGCAGGCUCACAUGCGAAAUGGAUAG